AUGGCCUCCGAAAGCAGACUCUACACUUUUAGCCAGGAGAGCAAAGAACACCUUCGCAAGUUCCGUCUGGGGACUUCCCGCGCCAGCGACCCCCAAGCUGUGAUCUAUAUGAUCGACAAACAGACGCUGGAAAUCAAGCAGGAUGAGGACAAGACAGUAUACACAAAAUUAGAGGACAUAGGAGAGGAUCUGCCAGACCAUUCCCCACGAUUCGUACUGCUGAGCUACCCAUUGACAUUGCCCUCUGGACGAUUAUCGGUACCUUAUGUGCUGCUAUACUACCUCCCAGUAACAUGCAAUGCGGAAUUGAGGAUGGUAUAUGCUGGGGCGAAGGAAUUGAUGAGGAACACUGCUGAGGUAGGUAAGGUUAUUGAGAUUGACUCUGUGGAUGACCUGGAAGAUCUACCCUCGAAAUUGGGUGCUGCGUAA
Molecule: messenger RNA, 429 nt
Organism: Cadophora gregata
Lineage: Eukaryota; Fungi; Ascomycota; Leotiomycetes; Helotiales; Ploettnerulaceae
Exons: 4
Coding region: 1-429 (142 amino acids)
Biological process (GO): actin filament debranching; negative regulation of Arp2/3 complex-mediated actin nucleation
Cellular component (GO): actin cortical patch
Molecular function (GO): Arp2/3 complex binding; actin binding
Source: RefSeq, a predicted model, not a curated record